CGACGAGCUGGUCUUGAGUAGUAGUAAAGUAGAAAAAGUAGAAUCACUUGUUUUGCGGCUGCACUUUUCAUUUGAGAAUGCGGACGAAAGGAAACGACAAAGGUGAACCAACAUGUCAAGAAGGACGAUUUAUUCCAGCAAGGACCUCACUCGUCUCGUUUCUUCAUCUUCGCCAUAUUUGCGUAUUUCUUCGUGUCCGUCGUGGUACUAUCGGUAUGAGAACAAACCUUCUACCUGCCACCUGCUCCACAACCGAAAGAGCCGCGGCCUGGCGUUCCUAGAUGUUCUAGCUGUCUCGUCGUCCACGACGUGCUUGCUCUCCACCCUACAGAAGCCGGCGCACGCGGUACAGAACCGGCAGAGCAGCAGGAGAAGCAGCAGUAGUAACUAAAAGAAGGAUACUUUUUUAGAGGCAAGCGCACUAAAUUGGCGAGAAGAUUUUCUUUUGGCUUUUCGCAGUUCAAGCCUGCGAAAGAUUGGCGCUCCGCAGUCGAAGACACAGGCACCAAAGUUGUACGAUGAAGAUCAAGAUGCCAGAGUCAAGACCCCGUCUCGCCCAUAGUUGUGCUUGCAGCACCGGUAGGAGAUGAAGAAGAUGGAUUUUCGUUUUUGGGUCGCAGUUCAAGAUGAGAAGAUGAGACGAUGAAGAAGUUCCAGUCAGGGGGCGUGUAGUCGUCUGUGCGACUUUGCUGGUGACUGCAACUUCUUCCUCCGAUGGUGUUCCCUUCCCGAUUCAAUAUUUUUCCGAUGUAGUGCCCUUCGCGGAUUCGCUUUGCAGUAGCAGUACUUGACCUAUCGGGAUUCAAGAUUGAUGAUUAGCUUCACUAUUUGAAAUUAGUGUUCGUAGUGACAGCUCCGGGCGGCCGCUGGGGGAUUUCGGUGUGACUAGCUGCUGGCGACUAGUCUCCAUUUAUGUUCGGGGAAGAAGCACGACUACAAGAUGUUGCUGAUGACUUCAUAUCGGGUUUCGAGAUUUUAGGCACUAGUAGACUUUGGCGAAAAGCAGCCAAGCUAACGUAGAACACACGUGCAGAGGUGCGGAAACGCCGGGAGAACAAAAAGAAAAACCCCGGACAGCAGAAAGCACAACAGCAGUCAGGACGAACGAAACAAGGAACAGUACGCAGCGGAAGAGACCACCGACACGAACGCGAGACAUCACGAAGCAAGAACAUGGAGCAGUAUGGGGGCGUAGAACGAUUUCGAUUUCGACAACAAGCUGCAGCACGGAGCACUGACUACGAUUUUUAGACGCAGGAACGAAAAGGGAAAAUGGAAUACAGUUAUAGUAGCGCGAACAGCAGCAGCAGUGAUGACAACAGGCGCUGCGGUCUUUCGGAUGCAAGAUUUUGGAACACAGCAAUGGGGGCGCGGAACGACCUUGACUUCAGCUUUCAAAUGCAGGGACCAGGAGACGCGGAAAUUUGAACGCAGGACCAGCAGCAGCAGUGACGAUAGAAAGACGCGCAGUUUUUUGGAUGCAGGGUUUUCAGAAUUCGCAGUGCAGCAUGCGAGCAGCUUUUGUUUUCGGAUAGACGGUGGAGAACUUCGUAUGGCGUUAGGGGGCAGUGCCGCCUGCCGAUGCUGGAGAGAUUUGUUUUCGAUCGACCUCAACCUGAUUCCCGUUUUCCAUCCGACACGCCGAUGCUACCAACAGCCGGUCGAUAAGCUUUUGCACAACUUCGCCAUUCUUCCAGUGGGAAUGAAAUUGCUUCUGUACCACGACCGCCUUGGAAGAGUUGUUGAUGACCCCGCGGGAUUUCGAAUCGAAGACAACAUGACGACCACAGGCGAUGCCAGUACUGUUUGCGGAGCAAGUAUCCCUCGCGACGACUUUGUGUACACUGAUCGGCGUGAGCUUGCUUUUCAGGCUUGAAAACGAACCGACUCCGGAUUCGAGAUUUGUCAUGCAGGUUUACGCGGGGGGCGAAGGAUUUGUCUCUGUUGUGAACCGACGAAAGAUUACGCCCGCGACCACCGCACGCAGACUUUCCGAUGCCGAUCUCGAUCAAGACGCCGAUGCUGAUUAUUUUCUGACGCAAGAUAUCCGAGCAAGGACUCGCUUCUCGAGAACGCGACGGAGAGUUAUCCUGUCGACGAGAGGAGAUCGGAAUUUGUGAUGCUGGAUUUCGAUAAUUGUUGGGCGACGAGAUGAAGAGCCUGAUCCUGUGCGAAGGCGACGAUCCGAAUUUGUGUUGCUGAUUACGGACGCUAGGCGUUUGAAUACGACGAGAUGUUUCGACUUGGGACGCGGCGAUGGAUUGGAAGUGGGAUCCUUCAGUUGGUGCUUGCGAUAUCGAACGGGAUUUGCGGAUGGAGAUUACGAUAACGAAUCAAUUGGAUCGCCGAUGGGAACCUGCGACGACAAGAGACCGAUGCUGCGAUGAGAAGAAACCGAUGCUGUGAUGGGAGAAGAUGAUGUGAUGAGAAUUGGAAGACGAAGCUCGUGGAAGCAGUUUAUGGAUUUAUGCUAAACAGAUUUCGAUUACGACUUAGAAUUUCAUGUAGGAUGUAGAGUCUGAGUUUCUAUUGCUAGUAGUUUCCGUUUCAAGCUUCUGUGAGAUUUAUGCAUGGUUUUAGAUUUUGAUUAUGAGAAAAAGCGUUGGGGGCGGUUUGUGUAAAUGAAAACUAGUUUUGAACGCUGUUUCUCAUAGAUCAAAACUCAGAAAAUGAACAGGAUGAUAAGGGAAAGCCAAGAAAUCGAUCGAGCAAGAAAACAGAACGAAAAUGAAGGAAAAGCAAAGGAAAUCUUGCCACGAUCGAAAGGAAAAGGAAAAGAGACGAAGAGAAAAGGAAAAGCAAGGAAAUUAGGUCUGAUUUCUUGUGAAUCCGCAUCACAAACUGGAUUUUCUUACUACUUUCAAGCGGAGCCACGGCUACGGGCGUUUUAGGAAUACGAAUUUAGCAUAAGACAAUGGAAAAACUAGACUUGGGAUAGAGAAUCUGUAAUGCGUAUCUGUGGAAUUCGAUGUAGUUUUAGAUGGUGUUCGAUUAUGAUUUCGGUGCGUACGCGUCUGAAAAAUUAACCUCUCCAUUUCGAAACUAGAUCCUACAAGCCGCGGCCUGGCGUUCCUAGAUGUUCUAGCUGUCUCGUCGUCCACGACGUGCUUUCGUGCAGCUCGCCUGCCCAGUAUUGUGUGGCAGAACCACGAGAACCUCCGGCAGCAGAAACGGUUUCUGUACGAUGAGACGCUUGCUUCGAAGCUUCACGGCCGCAAACUGCGCGCGCUCGUGCUGUACUACAUGCAAAAGCAUCGUACUAGUAUCAAUCUUCGCAUGACAAAUCUCCUCAGCUUGAGAAAUAGAAUUUGUAAUGCGGAUUCAACUUAAGUAAGAAAGAAACUUGUAAUGCAUGAAUGCGAUUAAUAGUAUGUUUACGAUACUUUUGCACAGGAUAUGCUGCAUCCGAUCAUUGCGCCGGAGCUCAAGCUAUGAACUGCAAAAGUAUCGUACUCGUAUAAAUGCAUUACAAAGUUCCCCAGCAUGAUAAGUGAAAUUCAAAUUUGUAACGCAGAUUUGCCUUAAAAAGACUAGACAAAGAUUUGUAAUGCAACUUUUGCAUUUAGAUUUAUACUUACGAAUACAAUACGAUACUUUUGCGCAGGAUACAAGCCCGUCACCGCCGAACUGGGCACGGAGGAGCAUUUGAGCCAGGAACUCGCGCAGGAGAAAAUUUUUAAAGUGUACUGCAACGACGUGCACACUUUAGCAGACGCAGAGGAGGCGAUUGGGCUUGCCCGCGCGUGCAAAUGGGAUAUCCUGCCGGGGCCAAGGGUACCGCUCAGUGGGUGGAACGAAAAGGCGCUUGCUGGUAUUAGAGAAAUGAUCGCGAAGAUUUUUGCAAUUUCCUUUGAUCAUCAUGAUUGAACAAUUAUGGAUGCAACUUUUGAGCACUGCAGUAGGACAGAAGCAGAACAAACCGUGUCUGAUAAAAUAUCUCACUCCGAACAACACACAUAAAAACCCCCCUCCACAUCUGAUCGAAGAGGCUACUGCCGUUCAAGAGCAGCGGCGAAACCGUGGCAAGAGCCUGCCCGAGGGCUGGCACCUGGAUGACGGCAAGGUCGAUGAGGAGAGCAGCGAGUACGAUUGCGACGAGGUCUAUGCUGAAAAAAGGACCCAUUCCCAUCCAAUUUGUGAUGCAAAACAUGCAUAAAUUGCUGUGUUUGUCAUGCAAAACAUGGAUGGGGAUGGUGUUUAAGUUUUUUCUGUGGAUAAGGUCGCCUGGACGGAGUACCCGGAGAUCCGAACCCAGUGGGCGGAAAGUUGCUUCACCUUCAUCCCCGGCUUUAAGCCCGUUCCCGCGACGUUUUUCCCCGCAACUCUGUUUCACGAAGAGCUCCUCGAGCACGUGAAGAAGACCAUGCCGGACGUGGUCUUUAUUAACGCCGCCCUGUCCGUUUCCCAGCAGCUGUACAUCGAGGAAGCCUGUUAUGACAGUGCACAACUCCACCUUCCCCUCAUUUGUAUAGCAUGGCCGGCAAUACAAGCAUCAGCAAGACUGCCGGUUUUGCAUGACAAAUUUGCACAGGACUGUAGUACUAUUUGGUCUACCAGAACUUGUCAUACAAACAGUGCCAAGAGGCAAAGGGUGGAUUUGGUAUUUUGCAUUACAAAUGAGGGGGAGGGGGAGUUGUGCACUCUCAUACCUGUCACCAAGCGUUGCGGCAGCACGGCGAGGACUUGUGGAAGCAGGAACAGGAGAACUUCACCCCCAUGGAGGACCGGCUCAGCCAGCACUGCCCGUCCUACAUCGAGGUUUGCGACCGGAACCGCCUCGUGCUGGAGAUCUUUGCGGCCCGCGCGCAGUCCCGCCUCGCGAAGCUGCAGGUGGCGAUCGCGAAGCUGCGGUUCGUGAAAACGCGACUUUCCCGCGGGUCGAAGAUGCGUUUACGGGCGGUUUUGGAGCUCACGGACCGGAAGCGGCAGCAGGGCAAGGUCGGCAUGGGCCAGGACGAAAUGACCCGGAACCGCAAUUGCCAGGGCGCUUUAGAAAGCGAGCCCACGGAAACGGAGGAGACGCUGCUGACGAACUACGAGCGGAAAACGCGGAAGCAGUUGGCGGUGUUGGAGAACAUGCGGAACAACCAAAGGGAAACGCGCAAAAAGUCCGGCGUCUGGACGAUCGGCAUGGUGGGGUAUACGAACGUGGGCAAGACGGAACUGAUGAACAAACUUCUAUGCAUGGCAAAAGCAUCGCACUAGUCCGAAUCUUCGCAUGGCAAAUUUUCUCAACAAGAAAGUUGCCAUUUGUCAUGCGGGUUCAGGUAGAAAACCAGACUUGUCAUGCAUAACUGGGAUUAGUACGAACGAGUACGAUAGUACUUUUGCCACGCAUAACUCCGAAUAAAAAACAACGUCAGCAACGAGAAGCAGUUCAACGAUCAGGAGAGGCUGCGUAUGACACCCUCAGAAUGGAAAUCCUCAAAGUGGAAAUAAUUUGUGAUGCAUGAAAUGCGACACCAAAAAGACUGUAUUGCAGAGAACGCAAUGGAGGCCUACUAUUGUGCUUCUACGGGUUCAGAAUUGGGCUGCUGAUUAGCACGAGAGAACGGCACCCCUUUGCCUAACUAGCAUGGCAGACACAUUCUGAGUGCCCGGGAAAUUUGUCAUGCGCCGACUACAAAAGGUGCUCCAACUGGAGUCGUUUUUUUGCAUUACAAAUCAUUUUCACUUUGAGGAUUUCCAACCUGAGGCUUUCAUACUGCGCGCGCGGGAUUUGCUGUUCCAAACUUUGGACACGACACUGCGGAAAAUCACGUUACCCAAAUCCAAGCGAAUCGCGAUUAUGGCGGACAGUGUCGGGUUUGUGCAGAACUUGCCGCACUUCCUCUUCGAGGCGUUUCAAACGACGAUACACGAAUUAUUGGAGUGCGACAUCGUUCUCCACGUCCGCGACAUCUCCCACGUGAACAGCACUUCCCAGAGGGACACGGUGCUGCAGACUUUGGCCCUCGCCGGGUUUGAUUUCGAGUCCACGCCGGUGGUUGAAGUGUGGAACAAGAUCGAUUUGAUUGGGGGAAUAUGCAAGAGGACAAAAGUAUCGUUCCAGUAGAAAUUGCUUCUCAGAAGAAACGAAAAAUCGGAAUUCCUGAUGCAGACUCAGACAGAAAAUGAGUAGAUUUCGAUUUGUCCUUCAAGUAGAACGCGUCAAUUCAUCAUACGAAUGCGACGAUACUUUUGUACUCCAGUAUACGGAAACGAUAAAAACCGGUGGGCAGAAAUGCAAGAGGAGAUGGCGGCGUUCGAAAGUGGACAGGGAAGGUAUAAUGGAGGACCGGCAGCGGCUUCUGCGUCAAAAAUGAGUAUAGCUCCAGAAACAAGUGGUCGAUCAGCGAAUGCAAUCUCCACGACGGCCUCGGACAUGAACAAGGCCGCGACAUUGGAUCAUUCCACUCUAAGUCAAAAGCAAUCUUCGUCUGCGACUACCGCCGUGCCCGUCCCACGUUCCUGCGGGGCCAGGCGGCACGAGAAGCAGCUGAAGAGGCAGGUCGAGAGCGAAGUCCGCUGGUGCGCAACAGAAGAUCUUGAUCUCAGUCUCACAAGCUCCGCCUCGGAAAACGAAGAUGUUGAGUCAACAACGAACGUAGAAGGCCACGCGAACACCACUGCCGCCAACCGCUACUUAGAAGAUCAUGGCACGAAAAACCCGACCACCACGAAUCCCUUUCCGGCGGAGCCGAAAUUUGUGGAUGCGGAGACGGCGGGGAAAAAGUACCCACCAAAAGCCAUCGUCCCGAUAUCGGCGUUGCAAGGCGAGGGGAUUGAUGUGUUGUUGGAAACCAUUGAGGCAGAGUUGCAGAAGCGAAACAAGUGCAAUUUCAACGUGUUCCAGUACGACUUGCGCUUUUCCUCCCGGGUGUCCGCGUUUUUGCACGAGGAGGGAUUAUUCUUGCAGGACGAGGACCAAGAAGUGUCCGACUGCGGCCGGCUCUUGACCAUCAGACUAACGAUGGAUCCGUGUCAGGCCGACCGGCUGGGGAGGUUCCUGGAAGCGCUGGAAAGGGACAGUGGUCAUGGCGGAAAUAAGAGUAGGGGGAAAGAGGUCGCGCAACAUGAUCGUGGAGGCGCUUGUUUAAAUGCAACACAGGCAACAUCUAGUAAUGCAAGAAAUGCUUCUCGAUUUCAGCACAGAACAACGCACAAGAAGAACUCAACGAGCCGAAACAGGAUUUAAAUGCGAAUGCAAUGCAAUAUACGAAAGAAAGGCACGUAUUGACGAGGAUAACUAU
Molecule: messenger RNA, 7232 nt
Organism: Amoebophrya sp. A120
Lineage: Eukaryota; Dinophyceae; Syndiniales; Amoebophryaceae
Source: the annotation of a GenBank genome assembly